ACAGAACACCGGCUGUAAUAACCGCUAAGCGGCGCUUAUCCUGCCACACCGUCGCCUGACCGCGACCCCCUCACACCUCGACUCAGCGAUAAAGAAACAGAAAGAAAACGAAGUGCGCAAGACGGCAGAGGUAAAGAAAGCAGCCAUGAGGAGCAGCUUUGUUUUCUUUCUUUAUCUCCUUCGCGGAGCUUGCAGUGGAUCCGACGGGGACCCGGAGUCUCUAAACCUAUGUAUCCACAUAGCUGUGUCCCGUGGCUUUAACCUUCCUGAGUUUUUACAGAGGACCACCCUGAAUGACGUGACCAUCUUCUACCAUGACAGUACCAUGGCUUCUAAAAUGCCCUGUCCUGACUGGCUCAACAGUAUUGCAGGACAGUGGCACUGGAAACAUAUACAGAACUGGGCAGAUCGCAACAGACGUGUAAUUACUCAAGGAUUCACUUCAGCUGUUCAGCAGUUUAACAGGACAGGCUUGUUGGCUGACAGUAACAUAUACGAGGGCUGGGGCUGCUGUACUCUCUUUCCAAAUGGAACCUACAGGUCAUGGCUAACACACAAAUUCAAUGGAAAAGACUUCAUAAGUCUUGAUUUGAACAAAAGGGUAUUUGUUGCUGCUGUUUCUGAAGCAGUUCUGUAUAAAAAUCAGAGAUGCAGAGAUGAAAGGGACAUGGAUGACAUAACGGAUUACUACAGAAAAGUGAUUAUAGAUCGACUGAACAUAUUCAAGAAUGCUCCUUCAGUCCGCAUCAGAAAAGUUCCAGAAGUCAGGAUCUUUGAGAAACAGAAGGCCGGCUCCAUUACAGUCACGUGUCACGUGACGGGGUUUUACCCCCGGGCGGUUCAGGUCGACUGGCUCGGCCCAGAUCUGCAUCCUGUGGAUGGAGGAGUCACUGAUGUGCUGCCCAACGAGGACGGCACAUACCAGACCAGAAGGAGUGUGACGGUUCCAGAGGAGGAUGUAGGGAAACACACCUACAGCUGUGUAGUGCUUCAUAGCAGCGUAGAGCACAACAUCACCACAGUCUGGGUUGUGGAGAAACGCAGCAGGUUUGCUGUUUGGAUGUCUCUUGCCUGCAUUUGCUUGUUGAUCAUUGGAUUUGGUUUCUGGAGCUGCUGUAGAUCUAAUGAUCUGAGGAAUCAAAAAUAAAAAGCUACUGGAGACCCACACAAGCUGACAGAAAAGGGUGGAGUGCAGUCCUCAGUGCAGCACAUGACCCAGUCAACACAGGCGACACUGUCUGAAGGCCACUAGUGAAGUGAGUCAGACUGUUUAAUUCCAAUGCACAUCCUAUUGUAAAUAGUUACAUUCUGUCCUAAAUAUUUAGAUUCUAUCUUUUAAGUCUUACUGAAUUUUAUGUUGUCCUUUUUUCCCCUUUAUCUUAUUCGGUGCUAUCAGUAUUAAAGUAUAUACAGUAUGAAUUCAGGGCUUCUUUGAUUUAUUUUUUAAUUUUGUACAAGCUGUUGUAUAAAAGUGAGAGAACAUUCAAGGUCAUGUGUUAUCACAAAUAAUGUCAUGACAAUAUCUGCGGUGAUUUAUUUUCUGCAAUUAACUUUUUUUGUCUUGCAAUAAACAUAUGAUUUUAUGUGUGUACAACAAAGCUGGGUUUGCAGGUCA
This is a messenger RNA of Pygocentrus nattereri (red-bellied piranha), 1615 nucleotides long. RefSeq names its product class I histocompatibility antigen, F10 alpha chain-like. NCBI's taxonomy places the organism in Eukaryota, Metazoa, Chordata, Actinopteri, Characiformes, Serrasalmidae. The record is from RefSeq and is a predicted model, not a curated record. The transcript has 6 exons. Bases 146 to 1147 code for a protein of 333 amino acids.